GGGAAUUUCGAGACAACGAGGAAGUCCUUUCCCACCCGCUCAGUCGCAACGACUAGACCUUCUUAAACUGUAUAUACGUAGCCAGGACUGCCGCUCUCUGAUUCUCGUAAACAACAGCCCGAAAGGACAGCUCUUCUCUGGCGGGUCCACUUAGCUCCACCCCUUCGGUCAUUCCUCAUCCUCAUCGACGCCAAGUCCCACGCCAACCCCGCCUCCGAAAGCCUGAGAGAUCUCCCAUUUCGGAGAUCACCGUAUAUUCCUGGCAAACAUGGACAAAAUGGACCUGUCUCUGGACGAGAUCAUUACUACAAACAGGAACCAGAGCCGUCGCCCACCUGCCGUUCAAGGUGGACGUAUUCAGAAAAGCAAGCGUACUCAGCGACCUACUCCAUACUCUAGACCCCCUACUCAGAGGAUAGGUCUUGGACGCCGUGGAAGAGCAGUACAGGGACAAUGGACGAACGACCUGUUCGCAGCGGCCAACCCAGGCGUUCAAGUUGACCUGCGCAAAACCAUCGGACCAGGCGUGCAAGGGGACCUGCGCAAAACCAUUGGGCGAAAGCAGCACGGAAAACCCAGCAACGCCCAGUCCCCAGCUCGUAACGUUCACAUCGGAAACAGCAACGGAAUGAUGAUCGACCGCCUGGGACCUUCCGUCGGUAGUUACGCAGCGGCUGCUGUUCGCGGAAACUCUAUCAACAUUAAAGGCGCAGCUUCUCGCGCGGUUAUCAUUGAGAACUUACACCCGAACGCAACCGCGGAUGAUGUCAAGGCGAUUCUGGCCGGGUACGGCAAAGUGUUGGAGUGUACUAUCGCGAAAGAUGGAGCAGGGCGUUCAAAGGGUUCGUGCAAGGUGCUGUUUAAGGAAGCGGAAGUUGCUGCGCAUGUCAUCAGGAAUCUCAACGGAAUGACUGCCGAUGGACGCGUUUUGAGGGUUUCGGAAGCGCCAGCCGGUCUUUCCAUCGCGGGAGCUGCCGCAUCACAGGGGCAACAACAUCAGAGCAGCCGUCAGAAUGGACCACCCGCGGGCACACUAUACUCGGACCGCCUCCCAGGAAACAGUCCCUCCCGUCUCUUUGAACGCGCGUUCGAUUAUACCGGCGUGAACAACCCAAACGGAAGCAGUGCACAGCGCGGGGUAUUUAGCCGGGUCGGGCCAAGGAGCGGAAGCGGAAGCGGAAAGGGUGGAAGGAAGACUACGUUUUCCGUCACGGUGUAGGGAAGGGAUGUGUCAUCAUCUGAGAGAGGAGAGGAACGAUCCUUGCAAAACAUGCUUGGGAGAGGCUCGGUGUGAAUAUGGAUAUGGAAAUCUAGAGGGAAUGUAAACUUCUGUUACGUUGAAUGUCAACGGAUGUCGUCUCUGUACCCUCAAUAUAUUGGAGAUGAGGGAAGAGUUGCAAUGCCCUGAAUUGUUCUUGUCCGCUGACUUUCAUUUGACUUCCACCCGAGGUCAAUUAAUCUACAUGUACGUGUAUCCCAUCGCUUCCCUAGCAUCACUCGGUAGAUACAGUUCCAGGCACCGCUCACAGUCCAAAUCAUCCAGAAAAAUCACCUCCCCGCCAA
Molecule: messenger RNA, 1563 nt
Organism: Fimicolochytrium jonesii
Lineage: Eukaryota; Fungi; Chytridiomycota; Chytridiomycetes; Spizellomycetales; Powellomycetaceae
Exons: 6
Coding region: 269-1219 (316 amino acids)
Biological process (GO): mRNA export from nucleus
Cellular component (GO): nucleus
Molecular function (GO): mRNA binding
Source: RefSeq, a predicted model, not a curated record